AUGCGCAUAGACUUGCACAAGUCAACGGAUAUUGAACGCCAGAUUCAUGAGGUCUGUGCAACGUUGUCUCGGCGACUGUUCCUACUGAGACAUCUCAGCCAUUGUCUAACCCCGGCGGCCCUUAGGAUAGCCUAUUUUGGGCUUUUUCAUAGUGUGCUGUCUUAUGGCAUUGUGCUUUGGGGUGGGGUUGGAUAUACGGAAAGAGCUUUUCGUUUGCAAAAGAAGGCUGUGCGGGUCCUCUGCGGUGCCAACCCGAUUGCCCACUGCAAGCCCAUUUUCUCUGACUUCCAGUUGAGUGAAAAGAAAAAAAAAGGAGUUAGUCAACAGGAAGAUAAUGGAGUGACUUCUGAAUUAACUGAAGAUGAAUUGGCAGCCAGGGAGCUUGUUAAUGAUGCAAAGAAGCGUUUGCUUCAAAAUGACUCGUCAGGGGAUAAAGGUUUGGAACUUCCUUUAAAAGAAAACAGAGAAUCCUUUGAAGGGGAAGCAGAAUCCACAUUGAAUGAUUAUGAAAUGAUACCCAUAAGUGAAUAUCAUGGCAUGGCAAUGUUGAGGGGGAUGGGAUGGAAGGAAGGAAAACCAAUUGGAAAAAAUACCUCGAAACCUUCUGCUACAAAUAUUCCCGAAGUAAGACCAAAAGGAUUAGGCCUGGGAGCAUCAAAAAUAAUCCAGUCAGCUGUUUCAAAAAAUCAAGCAGUUGACAAGGACAAUGAGAAAUUAGUCAUUGUGAAGGGUGCAUUUGCUAAAGUUGUGGCUGGCAUUUACAAAGGGAAUUAUUGUGAAGUUCAAGGAUUUGAUGAUGAAGCAGGGCGUGCAAUUGUCAAACUUUAUCCAAAGGGCGAGAUAGCAAACAUUAAUGAACUGUUGUUGACUCCUAUAAGUAAAGAUGACUUCAAAAAAGGAUCAAGAGUUAUAAACAAUGCAAAAUAUGAAGAGUACAAAGAAUUAUCAGACUCGCGGAACAAUGGGAAACAUAGAUCAAGUGGAAGUCACAACAAUUAUGGUAGCGAAUCUGAUGAGGAAUACGGACAACACAAAAAUAAAAAAUCGAGUUACAAUAAAUAUAAGGAGAAAGAGAAGAAAAAAAAGAAUAAAUGUAAAUAAAGGCAUCGAAGAAGCAAUAGCAGUGAUGAUCAGAGAUGCAGGAGUAGAAGAUAAUAUAUAAACAUUAUCUUAUUUGUAAUGUUUUUCUAUAGUUUUUAAAUUACACAUUUUAAAAUUAAAAUUAAAUUAAAUUGUGUUAAAAAAUUAGGAGCUGUAUAAGGCAAGAUGUUAUCUACAUUUCCGUUAAGAGAGACUUUCAGAGAAACAGUUUUAUGCACGCUUGGAAUUUUUUUGAGGAGUAUGGGGAAUUAAUGAAACUAUACAGAACGAGUAAUAGUUAACGUGAAGUCCAUUAUCUUAUUGGUUUCAAAAGUGAUAAGCAAAUGGUAAAUACAAAGGUUAUAAAGAUUGUUAGGAUGCACAAUUUAAAAUUAUUUUGAAGAAUAACGUGUUGAUUAUUAAUAUUACAUACCUAAACCUAAUAGUUUUUUCAACAUUUUAAUUUUUCUAAAAAAAGUACUGGUUUUCACACUUGCAAGAAAAUUACGAUAAAGCCAAAUUUUUACUCAUAUUUGAAUUACAUGCUACAGGGUGUUCAAAAUAAACAAAUACAUUUGGAUGAUUUUAAAUUGAAAAUCUUAAAUGGCUUAAACAUAUAUAUUAUUAUUGUUUGUGACAGAUCUUACAAAAACCUACAACUCUAUUAAGUCAUAUUUACCCUUCUUUCUGUCUGAGAUUAUUGCUACAACAUUAGUUGGGCAUGGCAAAAUACCAUUGUCAAAUCUUUACCUGACAAGUAAAAAUUAACUACUGAUUUUUUAAAGCAAAAAAAAAACUUUAUAAAACUUUACAAGGCGAAGUACCCCAAUAAUAACAAUAAUAAACCGUCAUUAAGAGUGGCGACAUUCGCAAAUUGCGUUAUAGCAUUUAUUAUUUCAUUAAAUAUUUUAUCUGCGUUAUAGUUUAAAGGUCUCUGGAAAGUUACCGAAGUAUGUCUAGGAACGCAAACAAUGGCAACAAAGGUGGUCAACUAAACUUUAUAACGGUACUCCAGCUUGAACCAACCCGAAUCAGAGAAAAUAUGGUCACACUUUCGGAGAUUAUAACUAAAACGAAUAUAAGCAGUCUGAAGUCAUCGGAGUCUCUCUUUAUCUCUUAGUAUAGCUGGACAAGCGAUCAUACCGCAAUAAGCAACAUAGGAUACAGCUGGCACAGAGUUUAAGGUUGACUUCCUUACUGAGAAGAUAUUUAUGAAUAUACAAUAUACAAUAUUGCUAUGGUUCAUCAAGAGUAUGAGACAAGAGUUUAAUUUCAGGAACACGAAACAAAGCAGGAGUAGUGCCAUGAAGAGGUCGAAACCCCGAUUGAGUGUCUAAGAGGAUUUUGUUAUCGUAAAGGAACUGACGAACUUGUUUAUCUACAAGUUUUUCAACAACCUUUGAGAUGGUUGGCAACAAACUGAUGGGUCUAAAAUCGUUAAUGCCACUUGGAUACUCUAUCUGCUUGCUUCAAAGAGUCCGGGGAAACCUCAAACACUAGUUAACAAGGAAAGAGACAUUAUCAACUAAAUACGGAUCAGUCAAAGGAAUCAUUUUGAUAUAAAUAUUUUCUGAGCCCUGAGCAUGCUGAAUAACGUUCUUCGUAUGCUGUUGAGCACCUUUUCCAGUUUUCUAGUAGAUCUCAGAUGGUGAAAAAUUAUUAAAAAUUGCACAGUUGUGAUCUUGUUGAUGAGUAGUGGCCUCUCGUAGUAUUUUCUUGUGUCUAUGAUUGUUAGCUAAAUGUUCAAUCAAAUCAAUUGCAAAUCCGUCAAAUGUAUUCCAUGUUUGCACUAAAAUUUCAUUUUUUAGCGUGCGCGAGCGUACAUUACUUUUUCUGCUAUAUACCAAGACAUAAUAAUCGACUGACAUAUGUUUCCGGGAAGCAUAUAAAAUUCGUUUUGCGGAAUUGAGUUUGUAUUAUCGAUUCUUUAUUACGAAGGUGCAGGACGGAGCCGGAGGUGACAAUGAUAUAAGAACUCGUGUGCUAUUGAUGGGUUCAAUCAACCUGAGUUGCAGAACUUAAACGAAACUAUUUGUUUCCUGGACAUUGGUUUAGAACUUUUAUCAAUCUUUCCCGGGGACAAAUUCUACCUUGUCUCCUUUGAAUGUGUUGUAAUAUAUUGUGCUACUGCAAAACGAUGUUACUUUAUUCUACAGUCAUAAGAUGAUUUAUUUAAUGCUGUAAUUAAUGAUAAUGCUGGUACGUUAAUUGUCGUCGGAAUCGGACAAAAUCUCUUCUGAAAAUAAGUCAUUUUCAGAUGAGAUUGACAGUGAAGUUUAUUGUUACCGCUCGGAGGUAUUAAAGUUUUUAGUUUUUUAAACAGUAUAUUUUUAUUGUGAAAUGUUAAUAGAAAAAGACAUUAAAUAAUAGUAAAGUGAGAAAAGUUAAAGUUAGCUACACCGUUAACAUGUCAAUGUUUAUUUUUUCAUCACUUCCAUUUUUUAUUUUGAAGUUGCUAAAUAAAAUGUGAAGAGGCUGAAAGACUCCAUCAGUUACGCGACUCUUUUAACUUUCAUAAAAAUAUAAAAGAAAUCACUGGAUCAAACAAAAGAAGUAAAUUAACGUCAAUAAAAAACAGACAAGGAUCGUACUGUCGCCUCUCCUGUUUAACGUGUAUUCAGAACAUCUAUUCAAGGAAGCAUUGGAUGAUACAGAGGACGGACUUGUAGUAAAUGGUCAAAUUAUAAACAACUUGAGAUAUGCGGAUGACACCGUUCUUGUGGCCGACACUGCCGAGGGGCUUCAGAGACUUGUGGACCGAGUGGCGACUGCAUGCGAAGGAUACGGUAUGAAGAUAAACUGUAAAAAAACACAAAUAUUAAUUAUCAGUAAAAACGAUAUGGGAAACCUACAGUUUACUGCAAACAACGAAGCCAUCAAAACAGCAGAGACAGUUACAUACCUGGGCUGUACUUUGAACAAAGAUUGGGACCACUACCGAGAAAUAAAGUGCCGAAUCGAAAAAGCAAGAAGCACAUUUAACAAAAUGAGAAACAUACUCUGUAACCUAUCCCUCAGCGUCCGCACUAGAAUAAGGGUCCUGAACUGUUAUGUUCUCUCGGUCCUCCUUUA
This is a messenger RNA of Cylas formicarius (sweet potato weevil), 4152 nucleotides long. Its product is annotated as G-patch domain and KOW motifs-containing protein-like. Lineage: Eukaryota; Metazoa; Arthropoda; Insecta; Coleoptera; Brentidae. Gene Ontology annotation, cellular component: spliceosomal complex. Gene Ontology annotation, molecular function: nucleic acid binding. Gene Ontology annotation, biological process: mRNA splicing, via spliceosome. The record is from RefSeq and is a predicted model, not a curated record.